CAGUAAAUACGCAUGAUCAGAAUCAUCCGAAUCGCUAGGGAGUGCUGACUGAGUGGGUGACCUUUCUUGUCCUUAAAACAUCAGUUUAUCACGAACUGCUGGAUAGCUUGUUUAGUGGUCAGUUGUCAGCGCUUCUCGAUUUUCUGUUCACAAGUCGAUCCGUCGAUUUCCAUUUCUGCUUCCGUACGUCUAUCAGGGAAACGAAGACAGAGCCUGCCAAAAUGGUUUGGAUCACCGUCGACGAUCAGAUGGCUGGCAAACCAAACACGCAUGGAUUAUACGCUCAAAGUCAAUUGGACCAUAUGUGCGCUCUGGAUAUCGACAGCCGAGUAUCCUUCGUUCGUUUGUCUGGAAUCAUUUGCACGAUCGGUCCUGCAUCCAGUUCUGUGGAGACCUUAGAGAAGAUGAUUGAGACAGGGAUGAACAUUGCUCGGUUGAACUUUUCUCAUGGAUCCCACGAAUAUCACGCCGAGACCAUCGCUAAUGUCCGCCAGGCGCAAAAGAAUUUGACUGCUCGUGCUGGUAUCAACAUUCCUGUUGCUAUCGCUCUUGACACAAAGGGUCCUGAAAUCCGUACUGGUCUUUUAGAAGGCGGCGGUUCGGCUGAAAUUGCAUUGAAUAAAGGCCAGACUUUUAAACUAUCCACCGACAAGGCGUACAUGGAGAAAGGAAAUGCUCAGGUUGUUUAUGUUGACUACGAAAAUAUUUCAAAGGUAUUAAAGGCGGGGAAUCGUGUGUUCGUGGAUGAUGGUUUAAUUUCUCUCAUUGUUUCUGCUGUCAGUAA
Wasmannia auropunctata (little fire ant) is the source of this 784-nucleotide messenger RNA. Its product is annotated as pyruvate kinase. The transcript is spliced from 4 exons. Gene Ontology annotation, cellular component: cytoplasm. Lineage: Eukaryota; Metazoa; Arthropoda; Insecta; Hymenoptera; Formicidae. The record is from RefSeq and is a predicted model, not a curated record. The annotation marks the transcript as partial. Gene Ontology annotation, biological process: glycolytic process. Gene Ontology annotation, molecular function: potassium ion binding; pyruvate kinase activity; magnesium ion binding.